Molecule: messenger RNA, 2478 nt
Organism: Paramacrobiotus metropolitanus
Lineage: Eukaryota; Metazoa; Tardigrada; Eutardigrada; Parachela; Macrobiotidae
Product: collagen alpha-1(X) chain-like
Exons: 17
Coding region: 175-882 (235 amino acids)
Cellular component (GO): basement membrane
Source: RefSeq, a predicted model, not a curated record
CACAGUCUCAACAUGCAUUUGCUCAGUAACCGUCGCUAUUCUUGUGCGUUACAUACUUACAGUUACAACUCACGAGCUAAUUACAUUAAUUUCCCCUUGCAGAGUCUCUCUAGUCGUAUACAACAAAUAGGUAGCCAGCAUUUUUCUUAGCUAACUUAUUACGAUUGCUGCAGAAUGUGGAUGCGUACAACGGCUAUUGUUAUGUUACUGGGUGUCUGUGAGCUAAUGCAGCCUCCCUUUCCGGCGCCAGAAGAUGAGGAACGUGAGCAUACACGGGCAUACACACAAGGCGGCUUUCCUGGUCAACCGGGAUUCCCAGGACUUCCAGGUCCCAAGGGGGAACCGGGCGUGUGUGGAUGUACCAGUGACAUAAUAAGACAUCCCAGUUCGUCGGACAUGCGCGGUGACAUGGGGUUGCCCGGUGAGCCAGGUUUGCCCGGCAGACCAGGAUUUCCUGGUGCGCCCGGCCUGCCUGGUAUGAAAGGAUCAACCGGUGAUGUCGGACGUCCCGGGCUUCCGGGACUGCCAGGUUAUUCAAGUUCCAAAGGAGAGCCAGGGUUGCCAGGAGCGCCAGGCUACCCUGGGCUUCCCGGUAUGACAGGUUCCAAAGGAGAUCCGGGUUCGUGUGGCUGCUCCGAGCGUAAUGCAGGGUACUAUUCCGAAUCUGGAAAUCCGGGGGUACCUGGAUUACCUGGACUUAAAGGCGAUAAAGGAGAUACGGGAAUGCCUGGAGUUCCUGGUCGGCCAGGACUAGCGGGACCCCCAGCAGUGGCACCCACCGGUCUACAAUUUAGUUCUGAAUUUGUAGGUCUUCCCGGUUUAUCUGGGAGACGGAAGCGAGAAAUUGAAGAAACUCGAGCCACGAAAAAGGUGGAGCCGUGACUGGUUACCUUGUCCACCAUUCACAGUCGGCAGACCUCCCGCGUUGUCCCCUUAGCAGUACGCAAUUGUGGACGGGGUACUCUUUCGCAGCAUCCGAUAACAGAAACCGACCAGGACACAUUGACCUCGGAGCGACGGCAUCCUGCCUGCCGCAUUUUACCCCUAACCUGCAUUGCUAUGCGCCUGAUGAGUGUGCGCAAAGUGAGUCAUCGCAAAUUUCAACUCAUUGGCUGGCAACGCUGGAUUCCGAUAGCAAGAUCAGCCGCUGCGUAGUGUGUCACGUUUCUCAGCCAGUCGCUGCAGUUCAUAGCCAGACUGUUGAUGUGCCGGAAUGCCCUAAUGGCUGGCGGGAAUUGUGGGACGGAUUCACCUUUAUGCCGACAUCAACAGGUUACGAGCUCGCCAGCCCCGGUUCGUGUCUAGAAAAGUAUAAGAAGCGUCCGAUAGUGCAGUGCUCUGAUGACAUGGACAGUUGUGCACCUGACGGAUCGCGCUCCUUCUGGCUUGCUGCAGCAGUUCCAGAGAACAAUCUUGUACGUUCAAACACCGCGCUGAACCACUCUCCAUCAAUAAGCCGAUGCCAGGUGUGCAUGAAGGAUCCUAGCGCGAAGCAAUAGUAAUUAGCGCAAUUAUUUGGAAUCACUCUGCAGAAUCAGUAGACACUGUUUGGAUCGUCCGCAAGUUAUUCUCAUAAAAAUCGUAAUGCACAUCUCUCAUUCCCAUGCAAAACGUCCCAGUGUAAGCAGAACAUAUUUUUUCCGUUUAAUUGAGCUAUGCCUGCUGACAACGUUGCAGAAACUGUGGCACAAUUACAGUUGUCAUUUGCAAUGAAACAUAAUCGUAAUCAGAGUGAUGUUACUCCGACGUGGAACAUUCAGUCGUUCACGCGCUUCUGAAAAUCUAGGUACAGCAAGAUACGAGAAAAGUAAGAGGAAUAAGCACGAUCACAUUAGCACUAAUUUCUAGAACCAUUAUGCCGGCAAAGUCGCCGUUCAUUUGCUUUCGCUAUGACACUAUAUUCCUUUCAUUAGCAAUUAUUCCACUCUCCUUCAGAAAGCGGCUUUUUUAAUUUUUAGCCAAAUAUAAAUUAGAAUUACUGUCUUUACUGCAAUCAGCCCAUGAACAACGCUUUUCUGUACCCAUAUAAAUUUGGCCAUCUUUCUGGAUCUGGCUUAGCAUUACUAUCGGUGUGAAUACGAAGUAGCUCUAUGCCCUUUUAGCCUCCGUGUUCCAUCGUGCUACGCUAGUAUGUUUUCAAACAGCCUCUGACUCCCAGCAACACUAGCGGAAAGAACUGCAAACAUGUAGUGUUACAUAACCGGAUUACUCAUGUAGUAAUGUAACCUAUGGUCAUAUAUGUUUUUCCCUAUGGUCAUGUACCUAUGGUCAUGUGUGCGUUUAUCCUAUGGUCAUAGUCCAUGUUUUUGCCUUUCUCAUGCCCUUGUGAGCCAGAUGUACUGACAAUGAGUGAUUGUCUGAUAUUAGGUCGUUUCCCUGGAUGUCCUGUUAUUUCCGGCUUAGGCCGUUAUAUAAGCUCAUGUUUACUUGUUAUUUGUUAGUUCUUAGCUGAGUAUUAUUAAAGUGGCUAAAACCCGA